UACUCACGUCUGUUGCAGGGGUGCGGAAAAUGUAAUUAUUUACAUUAUCAGCAACUCUCCAUAGAACAUGAUUGUAGCCAGAAGCUAAACAUGUAGGAAGACACUUUCCAAGUUUCCAGGAGCUGCUGACUCGACUGGGGUAUAUGCUCUGGUUUUAGUUGAACCAUGGCUGGGGUCAACAUACGAGAGGCAAGGAAGACUGAUGCGAAGAAGAUCUUUGAGUUGAUGCAACAGCAAGCAGCAGAGCAGAACACUGUUCUUCCAUCUCACCUCACUCAUGAAGCUGUUGCUGAGGGUGGCUGGGGUCCGGCAGCAGUAUUCAUGGCAUUUGUGGCAGAGAGCAAGGAGACUAAAGAAGGGGAGUUGGUUGGGUACAUUCUGGCUCACCGUGCAUACUCUACCUGGGAAGGCCGUGCUAUGUACAUCAAGGAAAUAUUUGUGGUCCCUGCAUCUCGUCACUCAGGUGUGGCCACAUACUUGUGCAAGGAAAUGUUGCAGGUGGCUGUCAGCAUGGGUUGCAGUCGGUGUGAUGUGAGGGUAGACAAAGCAAAUAAGGCUGCUAAGGGUCUGUUUGAGAAGCUUGGUGCUAAGAAUCUUACUGAAGCUGAGGACUGGCAUCUCUUCUUGAUGGACAGUAAGGCAAUGACAGAAAUGAAGGCCAGGUGUAAGAGCAAAAGGCCAUCACAGGUGCGCCAAGCCAUCCCUGAGGACAUGGCUAGCGUGAUGGCCAUGAUCCAAGAAUUGGCAGAUUAUGAGAAGAUGUCUGAUGGUCCUAAGAUAAAUGCUCACACUCUGGUGACAGAUUCUUCCCCGGACACAUUCUUUGAAUGCUUUGUAGCAGAGAAAGAUGGGACCCUGGUAGGUUACGUGUUACCCUACCAUACUUUCUCAUGCCAGGGUUAUGGUAUAUACAUGGAGGAUCUCUAUGUAAAGCCAGAUCACCGCAGCCAAGGCCUGGGAACAGCUCUCAUGGCUCAAGUUGCUCAGCAUGGCCUUACCUUGGAAGCCAACCAUCUUGAGUUCAGUGUUCUUUCCUGGAACACUCCAAGUAUUGCCUUUUACCAAGUAAUGGGUGCCACUAACAUUACUACAGACAGAGGUGUUCAGCUGUACCGUUUUAUUGAUUCUGUCAUGAGGAAGUAUGUUCAAUAAGUAUAAAAAGAAGUGUCUAUUGAUAAAUUGCAGAUGAAGUGAAGUUGCAAUCAGAUUAUCUGAAUUUAUUAUUCAACUUUGCAGUGUAGAUCUUUCUAAAUCUCCAGUCCAUUUGCUUAUUCCUUUCAAAUUAUUUGCUUAUUGUAUUGUACUUUGAAGUGGAGGACCUCAGACUAAAUCAAUCUGAUUGUUCAUGGUAUACUUCCUGAUUUUAUUAUGUUCUUAAAGAAAGUCUUACCAAUAUCUGUUAUGCAAAGGAAAACUAAGCAAAUUCAAAUCAACUUUAUUUUGUGCAUAUUUUGUGCUACAAACAUAACAGUAUAAGGUAAGUGUGCUUUAACAACUGUUUUGAAUAAAAUUAUACUAUAUUUUAG
Portunus trituberculatus (swimming crab) is the source of this 1526-nucleotide messenger RNA. RefSeq names its product thialysine N-epsilon-acetyltransferase-like. Lineage: Eukaryota; Metazoa; Arthropoda; Malacostraca; Decapoda; Portunidae. The record is from RefSeq and is a predicted model, not a curated record. The coding region runs from base 166 to 1152 and encodes 328 amino acids. The transcript is spliced from 7 exons. Gene Ontology annotation, molecular function: N-acetyltransferase activity.